AUGGAUAUCAUCACGUUUAAUUACCCAGAGAUCGCGAGAAUUAGUGAUAUUAAAGAUAGCGAAAUGAUGUGGAUCAAUAUUAAUGGCAAAAUCAUAAAAUCCUCAAGGAUUGCCCUAAUUAUGAUCUCAAGAUAUAUUCAUGAUGAAUAUUUACGAGAUAACACGAUAACAUCAGUGAAUAUAUAUGUUAAAUUAGCAUGCACCAAUACAAUUGAUAUCGUCUCAGACUUUAUAAAUAAAGGAAUCCUCAAAUUUGAAAACGAUUUAGAACAUAAUAGAGAUCUUUAUGAAAUCGGAAAAAAAUUAUUUAUUGAAUAUCUUAUCAAAAUAUUUUGCAACUUUACACAAUCAUAUCAAGAUAUUAAUGAAGAAAACUUUUGUGAUAUCUAUGAUUGCGCUUUAAUCGAGAAUGACAAUGCCAAGAUAGAAGAAUGUAUUUCAUUUUUUGCAUCAAAAAUGAGUAUUCUCGAUGAAGAAUAUAAAAUCAAAACAAUCCAAAGGUAUGGAUAUGACUUUUUAGAGCGAACAUUGAUGUCAAAAUCUCUUACCAUAUUAUCAGAGGAUUCAUUGGUUCAAACAAUUAUAUCAUUAAGUGAAUUUGGUAACUCUUUCUUUUGUUUGUUAAAUCAUAUAAGAGUUGAGCUUUGCAGCAAAAAAGUAAUUGAAAAUAUUUCAAAAUAUGCAGAAGAACAUAAUCUAGAAUCUGUCACGAAUCAAGUCUUUGAACAAGCGCUAAUUCAUCGCACCCCAAUUCCACGAAAACUAGAAAUUUCUCAUUCAUUUUUCAUUGAUGUUGAUAGGAUCCAACAAUUGAAAAACCUUGAAAAAACAAAAGAUGAUUAUGAGAGGAUAUAUGAAGUACUUGAGCAGGCAUCAAGCGAAGAUGAUAUAUUAACAAUUAAAAUUGCAGUUAAAGAAAAAUAUAGUGACGUUCGUGAUUAUGGUGGAUAUAAUAUGAUUCUUGAAGCUGCAUGCCGAAAUAAUCUAUCCCUUGUUAAGAAUUUAUUUAACAAUGGUGCAGAUAUAAGAAGUAGAUGUGAUUCUAAACGAACAAUUCUACAUUAUUUUUGCAUGAAAGGAGAUUUGGAAGGUGUAAAAUUUGCUCUUAAUUUCAUAGAUAUCAAUGAUAAAGGAGAUGAUGAUUUUACACCUCUACAUGAUGCUAUUAAUUAUAGUCAAGAAGAAAUCUGUGAAUAUCUUUGUGCACAACCAAAUAUAGAGAAAAAUGUUAAAAACAAUUAUGAUCAAACUCCUCUUGAGUUUGCAGUACUUCUUAACAAACAACACAUAGUUGAAAUUCUUCAAAGAAAUGAAUUCACCUAA
Trichomonas vaginalis G3 is the source of this 1323-nucleotide messenger RNA. RefSeq names its product proteasome regulatory particle assembly. Gene Ontology annotation, molecular function: transcription factor binding. Lineage: Eukaryota; Parabasalia; Trichomonadida; Trichomonadidae. Bases 1 to 1323 code for a protein of 440 amino acids. The record is from RefSeq and is a predicted model, not a curated record. The transcript has a single exon. Gene Ontology annotation, biological process: regulation of transcription by RNA polymerase II.